Molecule: messenger RNA, 516 nt
Organism: Colletotrichum abscissum
Lineage: Eukaryota; Fungi; Ascomycota; Sordariomycetes; Glomerellales; Glomerellaceae
Exons: 1
Coding region: 1-516 (171 amino acids)
Source: RefSeq, a predicted model, not a curated record
AUGGAGCACUGCACGGUUAUCUAUCUGGAAACAGCUCUUGUAUCCCUGCCUCGCCGAUCUGUGCUGGUCGCAAUAACUCUGACCGCUUUGUCUUUCUUCCGCGUGGGGUUUGGCCAGAGAUAUGGAGUGGCUGAACCUUCAACACAGACGGACGAAGUCUACGGAAUCAGGCUAAUUUCAUUCAGCUGUGCUGCUAUGCUACUUCAAUUAGGUCUCUGUAGCAUUACUCCACUCAGAAGUGACCACGCCCUGCGCUUCUUGCCCUUUUAUCAUCCCCGCCUCGCACGCGGGCGCGCGAAGGGGCCAUUCUUGACAAUCACCACGAGGCGCAUCUUCGACUCCACCUUGGCGAGGUCGACUUCUUGUCCCUCCCACGCACACCCCCUUCUCACAAUUCAUCUCUCGAGGGCGCCGGAUACCCGGCAGUUUUCAGUUUUCAAUUUUCGGGUUUCCAGGUGGAGGCUUCCUUUUCUUUUGCUCGCUUCAAGCACGAGGGAAACAAGUAUCGGUGCCUAG